GGCGGGGCUACAGGGACUGUUUUUACCUCAAGUAGGCUCGCGGUGUUUCGGGUUUAGUGAAUGAAAACCUCUGGCCUUUACCAGAGGCUGCUCCCACAACAAAGCCUGGUUUGUUGGGCCUUCCUGUAGGGGGAGGCCGAGUCUUUCCUCACUGGCCUGAGUGAAAUCCGCCCCACGACCUCAUGGUAGAUGGAGUCUUUGCUGUGGUGGGAGUCGUAGUUCCUCCGUCUACCUCGGAGCGGACGGACUACAUUUCCCAGAAGGCUUCGAGACAGCCGGCGGCUAGGGGGCGGUGCCUCCCAUCGGUACAGUCAUCCUUCUGCCUGCUCGGCGGGACUGAUGGCCGGAGAGAUGACGAUUUUAGGUUCAGCUGUUUUGACUCUCCUGUUGGCUGGUUACUUGGCACAACAGUAUUUACCAUUGCCUACGCCAAAGGUGAUUGGUAUUGACCUGGGUACCACCUAUUGUUCGGUGGGUGUAUUUUUUCCUGGAACAGGAAAAGUAAAGGUGAUUCCGGAUGAAAACGGGCAUAUCAGCAUCCCCAGCAUGGUGUCCUUCACGGAUGGUGAUGUGUAUGUGGGCUAUGAAAGCCUAGAGCUGGCAGAUUCAAAUCCUCAGAACACAAUAUAUGAUGCCAAACGGUUCAUAGGGAAGAUCUUCACCCCCGAGGAGUUGGAGGCUGAAGUUGGCAGAUACCCAUUUAAGGUUUUACACAAAAAUGGAAUGGCUGAGUUUUCUGUGACAAGUAACAAAACCAUCACUGUUUCUCCGGAGUAUGUCGGCUCUCGAUUGUUGCUGAAGCUAAAGGAAAUGGCAGAGGAAUACCUGGGCAUGCCAGUUGCCAAUGCUGUCAUUUCUGUGCCAGCAGAAUUUGACCUACAACAGAGAAAUUCAACAAUCCAAGCUGCCAACCUUGCUGGACUGAAGAUCUUGAGGGUGAUAAAUGAACCGACAGCAGCAGCUAUGGCCUAUGGUCUCCAUAAGGUUGAUGUUUUCUACGUGUUGGUCAUAGACUUGGGUGGAGGAACUCUUGAUGUGUCAUUACUGAAUAAACAAGGAGGGAUGUUUCUAACACGAGCAAUGUCUGGAAACAACAAGCUUGGAGGACAAGAUUUCAAUCAAAGGCUGCUUCAGUAUUUAUAUAAAGAGAUCUAUCAAACGUACGGCUUUCUCCCUUCCAGGAAAGAGGAAAUCCACAGAUUAAGACAAGCGGUGGAAAUGGUCAAGCUAAACUUGACACUUCAUCAGUCUGCCCAUGUAUCAGUUUUACUCACUAUUGAGGGAAAAGACAGCAAAAAACCUCAGAAUGGUGACUCUGAGCUGCCAGAAGACCAGCUUACCCCAGGGGAUGGUCACCAAGUGAACAGAGUGUUUAGACCUGGCCUUUCAGAAAGCAAGAGUGGAAAAAGUCAGGUUUUAUUUGAGACGGAAGUAUCCCGCAAGCUCUUUGAUACCCUCAAUGAAGAUCUCUUUCAGAAAAUACUCGUACCCAUUCAGCAAGUAUUAAAAGAAGGCCAUGUAGACAAGACUGAAAUUGAUGAGGUCGUUCUGGUUGGGGGUUCUACUCGUAUUCCUCGGAUCCGCCAAGUUAUUCAGGAGUUCUUUGGAAAGGACCCGAACACGUCUGUAGACCCUGACCUGGCAGUGGUGACUGGAGUGGCCAUCCAAGCUGGGAUUGAUGGAGGUUCCUGGCCUCUCCAAGUUAGUGCUUUAGAAAUUCCCAAUAAGCAUUUACAGAAAACCAACUUCAACUGAAUGCAGGAGUGCUGGUAACUGAUCUUGUCUAGUGGUGUUAAUGAGCUCCAUGUGAAGCCUCCAGAAAAGAAGUCUGUGAAGUCACUCACGGAUUCUCAAGAGGACAUUUAUACAAAACAACUUUACAUAGUGUUUUGUUUUAAACUUGAGUAUGACCAGAUGAGUCUUAAUUGGGUUUGUAAAAAAAAAACAAAACUCAGUAUUUCUAAAGUAACAGAGUUGAGUAAAACUCUCCUGGAUUCUGGAAGUAGGUAGCCAUUCGUACUUACUAGUCUGGAAACUUUAAAUAGUGCCAACCAUGAGGCCCAAGUUCUUACUGAAUUUUAUUAGUAGGGGCUGAUAAUUUCUUUAUUUGAUUUUCACAAAGAACUCUUAAGGACUUGAAGGACUGUUAUGUCAGGUGUUUACAUUGGCUGGGAGAUAGUAUUAUUAAACUGCAUGGAUAGUAUUCUUCAACUGCCAUGUGAUUUGUACUUUCAAAAAUCCACUAUCUUUUUACGUUACAUUCUCUUAAUCCACAGAUUUUAAUAUAUUUGGAAGACCAGUUUUUCUUCCCAAAGUAGCUAAAGAUGUAUUCAUAUUUCUUUCUGCCAGACAGUAGACAUGCCCUAUCUAUACUGUAGUCCUUUUAUCUUCAGGGCAUCGUUUUCUGCUUGUAUUUUCACACUUCUGCUUUGUAAGAAUAAAGACAGUAGAGAGUUACUGGUUGCCUUUUCAAAGGGAGAUGGCUCUCCCUCUGUUUUUGCUAUCCAAGACCAUUGGAUGUUUGUAGCAGCUGUUUGGUUUUGGUUAUGUUGUUUCCCCUUUUCCCAGGACCAAACCUAGAAGUGCAAGACUAUAGUCCAAGUGCUCUAGAUAUUGAGGCAAGAGGCUCACAAGUUCAAGGCUGGUCUGAGCUACCCAGGAAGUCCUAGACAAAUUGUGGUAACUUAGUGAGAUCCUUUCCCUGUCUCAAAAACCAAGAGAGAGGGAGAUCGGGAGGGGAGGAGAGAAGAAGAAAGCAAGCCAGAUGGCCACAAGGGCCAGUGAAGAAAAUACUGUAUGUUGACUUUGUGAUGCCCAUGUUAUUGGAAGAUAUAUGUCUUUUUUUUUUUUUUUUUUGCUUUAAUGAAAGUAUUCUCAUCCAAGAAUUAUAUCCUGGCUAUCUUAUUCAGAUAAAGUAUAUCCUGUUUAUCAGUGUUGUAAUAACUAAAAAAGAGAACUAAAACUUUGAUCAAGAUCAAGCACUUCAGCUUCCCAGAGUGUAAUGCUGACGGGUGUUAGUUUUUUGGUUUUGGUUUUGCAGCUUUGCAAUUUUUUUUUUUUUUUUUUUUUUUUUUUUUUUUUUUUUUUUUUUUUUUUUUGCUCAGUAAUGAAGUUGCAGUUAAAUAACAGUCAUUUUCACGCACCAAAGCGCGUGCAUUAGGUAGACAGGAAAACAUAAAAUGCCGUGCUUUUAUUUUAGAACUAAUGGAGAAAUGCCAAAGAUGAGCCCUUCACAGCAUUAUGAUAAUGUUCAAGACUGUGAGUCUUUGAUUCUGGAUUGAAAAACAUCUGUGAACGUGUUUGCGACUCGAGUAUUCGAGUCUCAGAUGGGCUACCGUCUCCACGUGUGCUUUGAAUUCUAUGUUAGCCAUUUAGGAUUAUAAACAGCAAACUUGAAUUUCUCAGAUACAUGACAGAACUCAAGACACGGACAAAACCAAUUUGCAGAAUGGAGCAGAUAAACAAUACUAAAAUGGGAAGGUAAAUUAUUUUUAUGAAAAAACAGAAUGGUAGACUUGGAGGUGGGAUUAAGUAGUUAGCACCCCUUUCUCUAGUAGUUGCAAUGUUAAAAACAUGAAGGAAAUGGUUUUCAGUCAUAUGAUGGUCACGUGUACCUAAUCCUGACACUGGUACAAAUGAAUCCUGAAAGGGGCCAUUUGUUAAAAUCUGAGAUCAUUUUUCAUAAGUAGGUAACUUUUAAAAAUACUAAGUACUAUGUAAUUUAUUUUGUAUCAAUGUUUUGGUACUAUGUUUUCACUCAAACCACUCAUCAGAUACCACUGUGUAUAAUAUGAAUUCAAUAUGACAGUUACUAUAUAGAACAGAUUGUGCCUCUUAAAUAUGCGUGUACAGGUAAUUCACAUUUUGUUGUAAAUGCAUACCAUUUGCAGUUUUGCUUUUUAAACUGUAUACUUUAUUUUCCACCCAGGACUAGCUUGGAGUAUAUUUUUGGUGUAUAUAAAUACAAAAAGAGAGAGAGUCAAUAUGCUUACAGACCUUCACUAGCAAGUGAUGUAAUUUCAGAAGUGUCACAUCUUCCUGCAUCCUAUGUCUCCUGGCAUUUCUGCUAUGUUUUCUGCAUAGUUCUAACUUAGAAGAGCUAGUUCUUAUGUGAACAGUUUCUUUAGAACUCUGAUUAACAAGCUAUAGCUUGUAACCAGUUCAGUGCUGACUUGAUCCACAGAGUUAAUGAGUCUGCGUGUCCCCCAACUGUGAUCUUUUCAGUGGACAGUUAAUACUUAAUAUUAUUUUCUAAUAAAGUCUGUGUUAUUCUUUUGGACAAA
This is a messenger RNA of Mastomys coucha (southern multimammate mouse), 4283 nucleotides long. It is a transcript of the gene Hspa13, whose product is annotated as heat shock protein family A (Hsp70) member 13. The record is from RefSeq and is a predicted model, not a curated record. NCBI's taxonomy places the organism in Eukaryota, Metazoa, Chordata, Mammalia, Rodentia, Muridae. Bases 340 to 1755 code for a protein of 471 amino acids. Gene Ontology annotation, cellular component: plasma membrane; cytoplasm; nucleus. Gene Ontology annotation, molecular function: misfolded protein binding; ATP hydrolysis activity; heat shock protein binding. Gene Ontology annotation, biological process: vesicle-mediated transport; protein refolding; cellular response to unfolded protein. The transcript is spliced from 5 exons.